AUGAAAGGGAAGAGUCUUGUGGGUUACCUGAUAACCUACGUGGACGACUUCUUGGUCCUGAGCGACGAAGCCACCGCAAAAGGGCUUCAUGAGUGGAUCACCACUGAAGGCGGGUGGGAAACUGAUGGGUUGAGCGAGGCCAAGCCAGGAGCACCAAUCCGGUUUCUGGGAAUGCAGCUGAGCAAGCAUGAAGAUGGCCACUACAGCCUAGAUCAAGAGGCUUAUGUGGAUGAGCUGAUUCGAUCCCAUGAGCUUCCAGAGGGGACGAGGUCGAGGUUGGUUUGCCCAAAGGAGUAUUUGGCAGGCGAUGAUCAUGAGAUCCUACCGUUUGAUGAGCCAACUGUCAGGCUGGCACAACGGAUUGCCGGCGAGUGUCUAUGGCUGUCGCAACGGACUCGGAUUGACAUCGCCUACACGACCGGUAUACUAUGCUCUAAGGUAGCAGGUGACCCUCACGCUGCAAUUGCCAUUGGGCAACGUUUGCUGGCAUACUUAGCGCAGACUAAGGGGUAUAGGCUGCACCUGCGCCCAGACGGUGAGGCGCCUCCCAUUCGGGUUUACACUGACGCCUCCUUUAGUCCGCAAGGCCAGCACUCUUUCGGGGGACACGUGGUUGAGGUUUAUGGCGUUCCGGUGCUUUGGAAGGCAUCAAAGCAGUCGUUGAUAGCCUUGAGUUCCUCGGAGGCGGAAUUGAUUCAGGCGGUGGAAGGAUGCACUUAUGCCGAAUCGCUUCUGACUGUGUUGUCUGACCUUGGAAUCCCAGCCACGACAGUGGAACUCAACCUAGACAAUACGGCGUCUAUCUCCUUCAUCGGGGGAGCUGGCAAUCAAAGGACUCGUCACUUGAAAGUGAGAGGGCAUAAGAUCCGCCAGCUGCUAAAGCAAGGUUGGACCGUGAGACACUGUCGCGGGGAGUACCAGAAGGCAGAUAUCCUUACGAAGCCGUUGUCUUCCCAGAGGACAAAGUUUCUGUGUGAUCUUUUGCAUUUUGGAGAGUAUCCCACCAAGGAUCAAGCAGAGGGUGCAGCUGUGAAACGGGUGGCUGCCCAGACAAGUCCCUGCCUUUCGGGAUUGCUUGUGCUGCUUCAAGUCUGUUUGUGCAAGGGCAGCUCGGAGGUUUCCGAUCAUGAAGCAGGGGUGUCCAUAGAGUGGCCCUGGGAGCUUGCGGUAGCCACAUUGUUGGUGGUGCUAUCGACAUUGUUCAUUUGGGAAGCCAGCGGGGCUCCAUAUCGACGACGGGAGCCUGCGGCCCAGGUGUGUGCAGUGUCUACAGAGCAGAGCUCCAGGCGGUCCCGAAGACUCCAGGAGAAGGUUGCAGCGGCUAUAAGCAGCGAAGUGAGUAGCCCAACUGGGGAUGACGAGGUUCAUCCCAAGCAGAGCGGGAGGUACAAGUGCGCGGCUCAACCGUUGACACCGCUCCCUGGGACAAGUGCCGGUCCUACGGUGGUGUAUGGUGGCAUCAGCAUGCAUAUGCACAGCGCGCACCCUCCAGAGGAGCAGACUGCCUCUGCUUUCCUGUCGGGUCGCAUACCCUGCAACUUCAACCGCCACUAUGCCUUCUCAGCCUUCCGGAUCUGUUGGACAUUCGGGGUUCACUGGUGA
This is a messenger RNA of Symbiodinium sp. CCMP2592, 1602 nucleotides long. Lineage: Eukaryota; Dinophyceae; Suessiales; Symbiodiniaceae. The record is from the annotation of a GenBank genome assembly.